AUGCUGCCUCUGUUCAGAAUCACCUCUCCAGGGGAGACGUGCGGCAGGGCUGGUAGCAGCUGUGAGAUCCAGCAGAACGCCUCCUCCUUCUUCUGCCGGGCUCUCUGCUUCGACUUCUGUGCCUCCUGCAUCCCUAUCAACGCGCUGUGCCUGCUUGUGGCUGCUGCUGCUGUUGCGUAUGUGAGAUGGGGAUCCCAGGGAUCGAAGCUACAGCCUCUAUCUGCCACAGCAUCUCGCGUCUUCAGCAGUCGCUCCCGCGGUCCAAGGUUCCCCGUGUCUCUCGUGGCACAAGCAACGGGUGGGUGGAGUGAGGUUAACAGGGUGGAGGAGCAGGGGUGGAGCAGCAGCAGCAGCAGUGGGGGGCAGAGGUACAAGGCAGUGAAUCCUCUCAAUGAGCGUCAGGUGUGGUUCGUUGUGAGGCGCGGCAACGACGAGCUUUCCGCCAAUUUUCAGAAAGAGGUGGCCAAGCUUUGGUCUAUUCGCCAUACCAAUGUUCAGCGACUGCUGGGGCAUUGCUGGGAGAAGCAUGACACUGAUUCACCUGCUGCUCCUGCUGUUGCUGCUCGUGUUAGUGGUGGUGGUGCUAAGGAUCCAGUUAAUGCCAGUGCUGAUGGUGCUAAGAGUACUAGUGCAGAGACUUCCAGUGUUGCCGAUCAUGCGGUGGAGCAAGCAGAGGAGCAGGUGCUAGUGUUUGAGUGGGUGCCAGGAGGCAAUCUGCACAGCCGCCUCGUUGCAGCACCAACACCAGCACCAGCACCAGCAGCAGGGAAGGUCAUACAGCCACCUGCCAACCAUGCAUACAUGGACCCAAUCCUGCAUGCCUCUGCUCGCACCACGCCCUCCACCGAUGUCUUCAGCAUUGGCGUGGUGAUGCUGCAGCUCAUCACUGGUCGCCCAGCCUUGAUACCAAAAGAAGCCAGCAACGAUCGGCAAGGCAGCAGCUCUGGCACUUCUGGCGGUAGUAGCAGCAACAGCAUCAGCAGCAUCAGCACAAACAGCUACAGCAGCAGCAGCAGCGGCAGCAGCAUGAGCAUCAGCUUGAGCGGCAACGGCUCAGUGCACAUUCGUGACUGGGCACAGCACCUGGUAACGCACAACAUGACAGACCAGCUUCGCGCCGCCCACCUGCCGUGGGCACCCGACGCCAUCGUGCUGCCCAUGGUGCGCCUCGCCCUCUCCUGCACCGCCUCAGACCCCCUCUCCCGCCCCACUGUCACCGACCUGCUCCGCUCCAUCAAGGCUCUCAAGCGCUCCCUCUCCGCCCUCCCACGCCCUGCCCUGCCGGCCAACACGGGGACGAGCGGGGAUGGUGAGACAGCUGGUGCUGCGGGUGGUGUAGGGACUGGGGAGCAGCAGAGUCUGGAGGAUGGGUAUGGGCUGUCUGGGGGUUUCAGCCAGAAUGCGCUAGAUUCGAAGCUUACUUGGCUGGUGGAAUCAGAAGAUAGUGGUAGAUUUGUGACCGACGUGUAA
Molecule: messenger RNA, 1470 nt
Organism: Closterium sp. Yama58-4
Lineage: Eukaryota; Viridiplantae; Streptophyta; Zygnematophyceae; Desmidiales; Closteriaceae
Source: the annotation of a GenBank genome assembly